Molecule: messenger RNA, 2026 nt
Organism: Trematosphaeria pertusa
Lineage: Eukaryota; Fungi; Ascomycota; Dothideomycetes; Pleosporales; Trematosphaeriaceae
Product: aspartate kinase-like protein
Exons: 3
Coding region: 303-1886 (527 amino acids)
Biological process (GO): amino acid biosynthetic process
Molecular function (GO): aspartate kinase activity
Source: RefSeq, a predicted model, not a curated record
UGCUUUUGGUGGUGGCUGGGCACCUGGAGGUGUUCCGAUGUUCGCUGGCGCAAGGUUAGCCACCGAUUGCGGCAUCGACGUCUGUCUUUAUUGAUGGGUGACUCAGGCCAGACCCCCGCGGCCGAAAAAUUCCCCACCACACAAUAGUCUCGCGGCGUAUUCCCAACUUUUCACACUACGCCCACACACGCCACCGGAGACGCCCAAUUGCUGUGGCGACGCAUACCCUGGACUAUAAACAUUCAGCCGAUACACUUUUCUAUUGAACACCUGCUUGAACAGCGGGUUUCAACACAUUCGCCAUGUCCACAGUCGUCAACGGAUACAUGCACGAGUCCGAGCGGAUAGCUCACACCGAGGAAAAGCACCUGCCGGGUGGCUGGGUGGUGCUCAAGUUUGGGGGAACGAGUGUGGGAAAGUUCGCGGAGAACAUCGCCAGCAUUGUGAAGACUGGCCUCCGCGACAACCGCACCGCUAUCGUUUGCUCCGCCCGCAGCAACAACACGAAGCUCGAAGGGACGACGAACCGGCUUCUCCGCGCCGCGCGAGCCGCUGAGAAAGCGGGCUCCCGCGGCUACGACGACAUCGUCGAGGCGAUCCGCGCCGACCACAUACAGGCAGCGAAGGACACGCUCGUGAACCCUGACAUUCUGGCCGCCUUCAUCGAGGAUGUCAGUGCCGAGUGCGAGAGCCUCACCAAGAUCCUGGAGUCUGCGCAGCACUUGGAGGAGGUCACAAGCCGCGCCGAGGACAAGAUUGUGAGCAAGGGAGAGAAGCUGAGCUGCCGCUACAUGGCCGCGCUGUUGAACGACCGCUUUGUGCCGGCGCAGUACGUCGACCUGUCGGAUGUGGUCAAGUUCAAUGCUCCGACCAAGGGACUUGGUGAGCAGUUCUUUAAAGACUUGGCUGAGGCUAUAGCCAAAGAGGUGGAGACGUGCGGUGACAAGGUCCCCGUCAUUACGGGCUAUUUUGGCAACGUUCCGGGGGGUAUCUUGAGCGCCGUCGGACGCGGAUACACCGAUCUGUGUGCUGCCCUGGUCGCUGUUGGCACCAAGGCGACCGAGCUGCAGAUCUGGAAGGAGGUGGAUGGUAUCUUCACGGCCGACCCCCGCAAAGUCCCUACUGCUCGACUCCUGCCCGCCGUGACCCCCUCCGAGGCCGCCGAAUUGACCUUCUAUGGCUCUGAGGUCAUCCACCCGUUCACCAUGGAGCAGGUGAUCCGCGCCCGCAUCCCCAUUCGCAUCAAGAAUGUUAUGAACCCGCGCAACAACGGCACCGUCAUCUUUCCCGACAAGAUCGACGACAUUGACCCUCACGCUCCUCUCAAGGACCCGAAGCUCUUCCGCACUCGAUCCUCGAGUCUGCUUACCCGCCACCAGCGCCCGAAACGCCCUACGGCCGUCACCAUCAAGCACGAUGUCAUUGUCCUGAACGUUCACAGCAACAAGCGCACUCGCGCUCACGGUUUCCUUAUGAACAUUUUCAGCAUUCUGGACAGAUGGCAUCUCUCCGUCGACCUCAUUUCUUCCUCCGAGGUCCAUGUUUCCAUGGCACUGCAUUCUGAGUCCGCGCUUUUGAGUGGUGGAGGGGAGGAUGAAUACAAGAUUCAAGAUCAAGAUCUUCGCGGCGCCAUCGCUGAGCUGGGCGCCCUCGGCACGAUUGAUAUUGUUCCUGAUAUGGCCAUUGUCAGCUUGGUCGGCAAGCAGUUGAAGAACAUGGUUGGUAUCUCAGGCAAGUUCUUCAGUGUUUUGGGCGAGAACAACAUCAAUAUCGAGAUGAUCUCUCAGGGUGCCAGCGAGAUCAAUAUCUCUUGUGUCAUCGAGGAGCGCGAGGCCGACCGUGCCCUCAACGUCGUGCACACGAAUCUUUUCACGUUUUUGGAAUAGACGAGCAUCUGCAUCUGCGGAGUUGGGACAUAUCGCAUUCGAUCUAGAGGUAUAUACCUGUGUAUUUUUGACAUGCAUGCUGACAUUUGCAUAAGACGGAGGCUUUAUUCCAGCGUCAGUUCUAGAAAAGUCAAAUGUCC